AUGGCAAGAUUGCUAGCUAAGCAUGGCAUGAUUGUCUCUACUGUUACCGCACCGCUUAACUCAAAGCGCUUUGCGUCAAUUCUACCUUCACUGCACUUAUCAACUGAUUUCUUCUCUGCAUCACAUUUACUACACAAACCAGCAGAAAGAUUGCUUGUAGAAGUAGAACCAAGGCCUAUUUGCAUAAUCUCUGAUACUUCAUUGCCUUUCACAAGUCAGAUUGCUUGUAAAGCUUUCCAGAAACAGCUGGUUGAAGCCAUGUUUGGAAAUAUACAAGUGCUUAUGGAACCAACGGUAGAAGCUGAAAUGAUAAGUUAUGGGAUAUGUUCAAUGAUGAGAUUAUUUUUAAUUCUUUUGAAGAGUUGGAAUCAGGAUAUGUCCAAGAAUACGAAAAAGGCAAACGGUAACAAGGCAAAGUGUAUUGGUCCAGUUUCACUGUGCAACAAGGACAAUUACUUGGAUAAUCUCCAAAAAGGAGAUUUAAAGAAUCUGAAUGCAUGA
This is a messenger RNA of Ricinus communis (castor bean), 501 nucleotides long. Its product is annotated as UDP-glycosyltransferase 73C6-like. Bases 1 to 501 code for a protein of 166 amino acids. The record is from RefSeq and is a predicted model, not a curated record. Lineage: Eukaryota; Viridiplantae; Streptophyta; Magnoliopsida; Malpighiales; Euphorbiaceae. The transcript is spliced from 2 exons.